Messenger RNA from Hyalella azteca, 615 nucleotides. RefSeq names its product H/ACA ribonucleoprotein complex subunit 1-like. The transcript has 3 exons. The coding region runs from base 1 to 615 and encodes 204 amino acids. The record is from RefSeq and is a predicted model, not a curated record. NCBI's taxonomy places the organism in Eukaryota, Metazoa, Arthropoda, Malacostraca, Amphipoda, Hyalellidae.
AUGGGAACAUUUGGCCUAGUUGUUGUUGUUGUUUGUUGCGCCGACGGUCACGUUGCGGGCGGCUCAUCUGGUGGGCGAGAGGAGGCAACAGGAAGAGGAGGGGGUUUAGAGACGGAGGCUGAAGAGGAGUGGGGUUUUAGAGACGGAAGCGGAAGAGGAGGGGGUUUUAGAGACGGAGGCGGAGGGGGUUUUAGAGACGGAGGCGGAAAAGGAGGGGGUUUUAGAGGCGAAAGAGGAGGUGGAUUUAGAGACGGAGGCGGAAGAGGAGGGAGUUUUAGAGACGGAGACGGAAGAGGAGGGGGCUCGGAGGCGGAAGAGGAUGGGGAUUUAGAGACGGAGGCGGAAGAGGAGGGGGAUUUAGAUAAGGAGGCGGAAGAGGAGGGGGAUUCAGAGACGGAGGCGGAAGAGGAGAGGGUUUUAGAGACGGAGGCAGAAAAUGCCCCAACGGAGCUACUCCACAGCGGGGAAAUCUUCAGGGUCAUGAGACAAGAGACUGAGACGGGCCAGAGCGACGCGGGUCAGAGCGAGGCGGGUCAGAGCGAGGCGGGUCAGAGCGAGGCGGGUCAGAGCGAGGCGGGUCAGUGUAGGCGGGUCAGUGUAGGCGGGUCAGUGUAG